ACGCACAUGUCGAGGUGAAAGUGCAAGCUGCCAUUUUUUCGAAGGAAUCUUCCUGACUAGUUAGACAAGCAAAGACAAACUGGGAGUUUCACCGUCACUCUGUAGCGGCUUUGUUUCAUCUGUAGGAGUACUGAAGACAUCCUGCACGAACAACAGAGAGGCUUUGUUGAUUUAAACUCGGGUUAAAGCGCGGGCUUAGCUCGGGGCUGCACUGGUCUGCAGAUGGCAGCUUAGCUCGGCUAGCUAACGUUAGCUGUGUCUGUAAACAAACACUGCAGUCUGUGAGGAAACAGCCGCUGAGAAACGAGCCCACACCUCGCAGGUCGGAGCUCAGUCGCUUUAGAGCGGGUCGGGGUCAGUCGGGUUCACGGGGGAGACACACACCUACACCGGCAUGUCGUCCUUCUCUGAGUCGGCCCUGGAGAAGAAGCUGACGGAGCUGAGCAGCUCGCAGCAGAGCGUCCAGACUCUGUCUCUGUGGAUCAUCCACCACCGCAAACACUCGGGACUCAUCGUCAAAGUGUGGCACAGAGAGCUGAAAAAGGGUGAGAGCUCUAAAUGCAACAGGAAGCUGACGUUCCUGUAUCUGGCCAACGAUGUCAUCCAGAACAGCAAGAAGAAAGGACCAGAGUUCACCAAAGACUUUGAGACUGUCCUCGUUGAUGCCUGCUCACAUGUUGCCCGUGAAGCAGAUGAGAAUUGUAAAAAGCACAUGGAGAGACUGCUGAACAUCUGGAAGGAGAGGAGCCUCUACAGAGGCGACUUCAUUCAGCAGUUAAAACUGGCCAUAGAAGACUCAAACAGCCCCAGGCCUUCAGAAGAGAAGAAGGCUGUGAAACGAACCUAUCAGAAGAUCCAGGAAGAGGAAGACGAUGAAGAUGACGACUACAGAAGCCACAACUCCCCUCACAACACAGACAUCACGGCAACUCAACUGACAGAGGAGCUGGUGAAGGCCCUGCAGGAUCUGGAGAACGCUGCAUCAGGCGACGCAGCUGUUCGUCAGAAGAUCGCCUCGCUGCCGCAGGAAGUCCAGGACGUUUCCCUGCUGGAGAAAAUCACUGACAAGGAUGCAGCAGACAAGCUGUCUAAGACAGUGGAUGAAGCCUGUUUGCUGCUGGCGGAGUACAACGGCCGGCUGGCUGCAGAGCUGGAGGACCGGAGGCAGCUGGCUCGCAUGCUCACUGAAUACAUCGGCAGCCAGAGGGAGGCGCUCAUGGAGAGAGAGAAGAAACUAGAGGAGUAUAAGCAGAAACUGGCGCGGGUGACCCAGGUUAGAAAAGAGCUAAAGUCCCACAUCCAGAGUCUCCCUGACCUCUCCCUCCUGCCCAAUGUGACCGGCGGUCUGGCCCCGCUCCCCUCGGCCGGAGACCUCUUUUCCACCGACUGAAGGUCUUUGCCCAGACAAACUGCCCCCCUGCCCCUCCCCACCCAAACCCGGCUCCACAUUUGAUUCACAAAAAACUUCUAGCUGUUUCUCCAGCCAGAGGACACGUGUGGUCAAACCUGCAGGACAAGAAGGGAGGAAGGGAGAUCAGAAGGAAGGUUUGGUGAAAUGAAAACGCUCUGCAGAGGAGAACAGAGACUCUGUUAGCCUGGAUUUUUCCAGCGCUUUUGCUCGACCGACAAGGAUUCCACUUCACCAGCUUGGAAAGUUUGUUUCCGGUUUGUUUUUAUUAUUUUUUUAACGCUGGAAAAUGUCAGUGAUCUAGGAGGAGGGGUUGGGGUAAAGACGCAAAGCUUAGACAGACAUAAAUGUUGGUUGUCAGGACGUGUCGAUCAAAGUGUCUUUCUGUGUGGUAUAUUUUUGGCUUCUGCAAGCAAAAGAUGGCCGUUUGCUCUCAAAAUGCUCAGAGGUUGUGACUACACUGUGAAGAGGAUGUACCAGUCAUUAGUUUUAUUUUUUGGCUUUCAGUUGGGGGCUUUUUAUUGACACAUAGUCUGAUAGGUGGUUUUGAUGUGUGUGUGUGUACAAUUCUAGAAGAUAUCGGAUUGGGUUCGGUGUACGUUGCUGAGUUCAGUAACACUACCUAGAGACGGAAAUUUAAUAGGUUUUGUGGGACAGUCAUCGUUUAAAGUCAGUAGACAAGCUCUGGUUUUCAUGUCCCGUUUGCAAGUGUUUUUUGUUUUUUUCAUUUACAGACUAACUUUUUGCAACUCAACGCGCUCGUUUGUUUUCUCACUUUAAUUUGGACAGAUGCUUGAAAUAUGAUAAGGCUAAUUAUGUUCAGAAGUUUGUACUAGACAAGUUGUGAGUUUUACAAAACAAAUCCUGGAAGUUUUCAAAUAAACCUCUUUCUAAACAUCUUUAGUUGUAUGAGAAAAAAUGUAUGAAACCCCAAAACUAAAAAAUACAAUAUUUUCCUUGGAGGCAAAAAAAAAGGCAAGAAAAACGAAAGAAAAGUUUUAAGUUUUAGUGAACGUAGAGCUGGGCAAUAUGGAAAUAAAGAAAUAUCAAGUAGAUUAGAGAAAUACCCUUUUUCUGAUGUUAUGUAUAAAGAAUAAAUACAGGCUGUAAUGUGAAAUGUAAGCUAAAAUUUCAAGUAUUAAAGAAAAUUGUGUUCAGUGAUUCAUAAUAUUAAAUUCCCAUUGAAAUUAUGUAUGAUAUUUUGUGCAUAUUGCUCAGUCCUACCAGUGUGUAGAUGUCCAGUGAUGAAAUAUUUUACGAAAAAGUAGCAGCAACAGAUUCACCUCUGCUGUCCCUUUCUCAGGUUUCUUUUUUUAAGUGAGGUUACACAUUACAAAUCCCUUAAUUGAGAUAUUAAGGCCAGGAAGUGCGAGUUAUUCCCAAAAUCACAAAAGUUGUCAUGAUUUUUUGAACAGAACAAUGUGUAUCAUUUGUUUAGCUCCUAUUUGAUUUUAAGUUGUCUGUAUACAGAAAGAGGAACUGAUUUGAGAAGUUUUAUGAUAAAAGGUCAGAGAUGUUUACUUGGAGAGCAGAGAGAACAGUUGCUGUAAAUUCCCUACUGAUUCAACAAGCUUGGGCCAAGAAAUGCUGCUGCAAAUCCCCUUUUCAGUAAACUUUCAGAUUGAUUGGCGUCUCCUGACAAAGUCUUUCAAACAGCAGGUAAAAUGUGAAUCUCAGCAGUGUUUGUCAAACCAAAGGUGUGGAUGUAAUCAUUAUAACAACAGAUAUCUGGACCGGUUUCUGGUGCGUUUAAAUGUCCCCAAAUGUCAGAUCAACUUUUUGUGGCUGUCGAGGUUAAAGUUUAAGGAACAGAGAGUGGAGGGAUUUUGACCUAUUAUUUGGUACAGUCUUGAUUAUAAUAAGUAAGUUAAAGAUAAAUACAUAAAGUGUUCAGUACACCACUGUACGACAGGAAGGAUUUCAGCACCAUUUUGCCCCAGGUGUGCUUCACUGUAGAUAUUAGUUAGUUUUCUUACCUACUUGCUGUGUGGUAUGUUUCUCUCUGUAGAAUCAUACUGUACUGCCAGGACGCUGCCAGUAGAGGUAGUGUUUUUCUGUAAUGAAAGUGAUUCAGUGGAUGCCAAUAAACUGGAACCAUUUGAACAAA
Molecule: messenger RNA, 3515 nt
Organism: Dicentrarchus labrax (European seabass)
Lineage: Eukaryota; Metazoa; Chordata; Actinopteri; Moronidae
Gene: rprd1b
Product: regulation of nuclear pre-mRNA domain containing 1B
Exons: 8
Coding region: 395-1390 (331 amino acids)
Biological process (GO): mRNA 3'-end processing
Cellular component (GO): RNA polymerase II, holoenzyme
Molecular function (GO): RNA polymerase II complex binding
Source: RefSeq, a predicted model, not a curated record